GAGAGCAACAGGUCUAGACCCUAACAGCCUGUUUAAAGGUUUCGGGUGUUGAUGAAACGAGUGUGUGUGUGUGUGAAGAGGCAGAGUUAAAAAGUUGACAUUCUUUCAAUCCAUGCAUUGUGGUCAAGGUUAAAAGAAGCAUCACGUGAUGGUAUUUCGGACAGCAAUAGAGCACGCUAAGAAGCACCCUGGCCUCAUCCCCCAGUUCUUCUUCAUCUGUUUGGGAAUGAGCGGGGCGGGUCUGUAUCUGGUCCGGCUGGCCAGGGGACCGCACGUCACCUGGAACAAGAACAGCAACCCCGAGCCCUGGAAUAAACUUGACCCAACCUACCAGUACAAGUUUGUAGCCAUCACAACAGACUACAAGAAUCUGAAGAAGGAGGGGCCAGACUACUGAAUGCCCUGCUGUCACCUCGCACAAAUCAGAGUGGUCUAGGGUCAGAUUUACUCCCUUCCUCUCCCUAUGGAUAUGGUUAAUACUGGGGCGUGGGCAAAACAGAUUCUAGACAUGACUGUGUGCUAGGCUAUAGUGUUCCUGUGCCUCUGUGACAUUGGAAAACCCGGUUGGUGACAGUGAUUUGUGUAUGGGAUUGUCAGUUAAAAAUGGAGCCACUGUAGAUGUGCCGUCUGUUGGUUGUUGUGUGUUGUUGCUCCUCAAUAAUAACGGCAGAUGUUUGCAGAAGCUGUACUGGAUUCAGAAUGGUCACAACUUCUACACUGGGCCUCUCUCUUGCAAACCCUCUUUGGCUUUCUCAUUCACACAUAACAGACAGAAAAGUCACCAAAAAAGAUUCGAGGAUGUGCUAUUGUUUUGUUUUUUUACAUUUUAGCACUAUUUUUUCCAAAUUAUUGUGGUCUGAGGGAUUUCAAAAUAACAAAGGAUGAAUUGUUCACACCCAACAGUUUGUUGCCUCUUGUGAAUUCUGCAUUACAGAAACGUGGAAGAAUUGAGUGUUUGGUACUCUGACAUUUCAAUACUGUCGAAUCGGUUACCUGGGAAGUUUUGAUGGUUUGAUGGCAUGUUUGUCCUCAUAACAAACAUGACUGAAAAUUUAGCAUCCACUAAAUUUAAUAAUGAUUGUGUAAGUUGUGAAAAAAGGAGGCUGUACAUCGUCUGAGUCAAAAUAAAUGUGUCUGUGUAAUGUUUCA
Messenger RNA from Lampris incognitus (smalleye Pacific opah), 1149 nucleotides. RefSeq names its product NADH dehydrogenase [ubiquinone] 1 alpha subcomplex subunit 4-like 2. The coding region runs from base 149 to 397 and encodes 82 amino acids. The record is from RefSeq and is a predicted model, not a curated record. The transcript is spliced from 4 exons. Lineage: Eukaryota; Metazoa; Chordata; Actinopteri; Lampriformes; Lampridae.